GUCUGGUUUAAAAACAGGCGGGCAAAGUGUCGCCAGCAGCAGCAACAGCAGCAGAACGGAGGACAGAACAAGGUCCGACCUCCCAAAAAGAAAAGUUCCCCCAGCAGAGAGGUGAGCUCUGAGAGCGGGGCCAGCGGCCAGUUUACGCCCCCCACCAGCACCACCACGGUCCCCGCCAUCUCCACCAGCACCGCCCCGGUGUCCAUAUGGAGUCCGGCAUCCAUCUCGCCCCUCUCAGACCCCCUGUCUACCUCCUCCUCGUGCAUGCAGAGGUCCUACCCCAUGACCUACACCCAGGCAUCGGGCUACAGCCAGGGCUACGCCGGAUCCACGUCUUACUUCGGGGGCAUGGACUGCGGCUCUUACCUCACCCCCAUGCACCACCAGCUGUCGGGCCCGGGCUCGACACUCAGUCCGAUGAGCACGAACGCGGUCACGAGCCAUCUGAACCAGUCCCCGGCGUCCCUGUCCACCCAGGGCUACGGAGCGUCCGGCCUGGGCUUCAACUCCACGGCGGACUGCUUGGAUUAUAAGGACCAAGCUGCGUCCUGGAAGCUGAACUUCAAUGCCGAUUGCUUGGAUUAUAAGGAUCAAACGUCCUCGUGGAAAUUCCAGGUCCUGUGAACAGAACCAGCGCACAAAUAAAAGAAAGAAAACAUGAGACGCAGACCCCUUCCUCCCUUCAACAAAAAACUAAAACCGGACUUUGAGCGCACGGAGAGGCCAGGGCACCAGGGGGGUGGCCUCGAGUUUUCUGUCCUCCUAAAGGAGAUGUUUAAUUUAUUUUAGCACUGGCAAAUAGAUUUUUUUUCCACCUUCUUUCAACCUCAUCCACGUCGGUGCGUGUCUCCGUGCGUAAAAAAAAAAAGAAGAAGAAUAAGAAACACCUGUUGCAGGACUGAGACAGCACAGCCACGGAAACUGUCCCUGCCUGGACACGAGGACACGCUGUGUGGGACACGGAUGCACUACUUUAUUUAAGGAACAAACUAACAAAAAAAAGUGUUUAUAACGAAUCAAUAUGUAGUUUCUAAAAAAAGACAAUCAGUGUGAGACUUAAAUAAAUAUGUGUUUUUUAUUAUUAUUA
This is a messenger RNA of Austrofundulus limnaeus, 1087 nucleotides long. RefSeq names its product orthodenticle homeobox 2b (gene otx2b). Gene Ontology annotation, biological process: regulation of transcription by RNA polymerase II; multicellular organism development. Lineage: Eukaryota; Metazoa; Chordata; Actinopteri; Cyprinodontiformes; Rivulidae. Gene Ontology annotation, cellular component: nucleus. The record is from RefSeq and is a predicted model, not a curated record. Gene Ontology annotation, molecular function: RNA polymerase II cis-regulatory region sequence-specific DNA binding; DNA-binding transcription factor activity, RNA polymerase II-specific.